Messenger RNA from Struthio camelus australis, 4853 nucleotides. RefSeq names its product regulator of microtubule dynamics 2 (gene RMDN2). The record is from RefSeq and is a predicted model, not a curated record. Gene Ontology annotation, molecular function: microtubule binding. Gene Ontology annotation, cellular component: mitotic spindle pole; cytoplasm; spindle microtubule. NCBI's taxonomy places the organism in Eukaryota, Metazoa, Chordata, Aves, Struthioniformes, Struthionidae.
UUCUCAGUUGCGUAACAAGGGGUGAGCAGUCCUCUCCAUAGUGGGGGCACUAAUUCAGGCCUUUCUCCACUACAUGACUGACGAAUUCAAAGAAACUCGUCAAAACUUCAGUGCUGUGUUGAAUUUGACUGAGCUUGGCCAAAGAUCCAAAAAAUACCCGAGAGGACGCAGAUGUGCACACAUAUGCAUGAAGACAGUGCAGUAACAGUAGUUCAUCUCCGCUGGCAACCAGGCUAAGCAGUACGUCUGCGUCUGAAGAAGACAGAAAAGGAGAAUACAGCAAUGUCUCACUUCGAAAAUAAAGGCCUAAUACUGGGCGUAAUGGCAGGGACCGCUGGAAUAAGCCUGUUCCUCAUCUGGUACCAUAAGAUGCGAAAGCCCGGCGCAGCCGUGAGUACCUCUGCGCUGCUCGCCGCGGGGAAAGGGUUUAAUGCGGUGGGCUUGCAAAACGAAGCUCCUAGCGAGCAGGGAGCUGUGGUGGUCCUGCACGGAAGACAGCUUCAGAUCCUAGAAAAACUGAACGGCUUGCUAGUCAGUGUGGACGAGCUGAAGAGAGAGGUGGCGUCCCUUAAAGAAGCUCUUCCCAAGCUGGAAGACCUUGUCCGCGCGGAGCUGCGAGGCAAGGGCGACGCUCCGAGGGGCAGCCCAUCGCACAGAGCAGCCCGACGGAGAAGAACUGAGGCAGAUCCGGGCGCAGCGGAAACCACCAGCUCCGAGGAGGCGGAAAGCGAAGGAGGUUAUAUUACAGCUCAUACUGAUACUGAAGGAGAGUCUGAGGAAGAAAAGGGAUGGAUGAAAUCGCCUGAUGUUGCUGUGCGAUCAGAAGAAGAAAAAGAGUUAUUUAACCUUUUGCAGCAGGUGGACAGUUUGCACAAGGGUUCAGAGGAUGAUAAGAAGAAAAGUUUCAGACUGCUGCUUGAGAAAGAGGACAAGUAUGAAAACUGUGCAGGCUUUCUUUGGAGAAUUGCUCGCGCUUACGGAGAUCUGUUUGAGAUGACUACAGAUGCUGAGGAAAAGAAAAAGUAUGUUACUGAUGGAAGGAGUAAAGCUGAAAAGGCCAUCCAGCUGGAUGCCAUGAAUGCAGAGAGUCAUCAGUGGUUUGCAAUUAUGUGUGGCUAUAUGUCUCAGUUUGAAAGUGUACAAAACAAAAUCAGGAAUGGUUAUCUCUUUAAGGAGCAUCUAGACAAAGCAAUUGAACUUAAGCCUCAAGAUCCUUUUUUAUAUUACCUAAAUGGAAGAUGGUGCUAUUCAGUAGCUCAGUUGUCUUGGAUUGAAAAGAAAGUAGCUGCUGCUCUUUUUGGGACUCCACCAACUUCAACAGUAGAAGAAGCAUUGCAGAAUUUCCUUAAGGCAGAAGAAAUAUGUCCAGGAUAUUCCAAGUCAAAUUAUGUGUAUUUGGCAAAGUGCUAUAAAGAUCUUGGCCAGAAAAACAGCGCUCUGAAGUACUGUGAUUCUGCACUGUCAAUUCUCUCAGUUACUAAUGAGGAUAAAGAGGCCCAGAAAGACUUAGAGGCUCUACUUCUCACACUGAAGCUGUGAUACUACGCACUUUUAACUCUUCAUGCUGUGAUAAAAUUGCAGAAUCAAAAUGAGAAUCUGUAGACGCUGGGGACUGCAGGUAGAUUUUCCGCUAAGCCGGUGGGAAACCUGUCAUUGGUUUCAGUGAGUUUGGAUCAUGGCCUUUAACUGUCUGCAUAUUAUGAUAUGAAAGUGAUAUAUUAAUUUCUUUGAAUAUUUAUAAAUCUUAAGUUUAAUUUUAGAUUGUUGACACUGUGAGUUCGAUUCUCUGAACAUGAAGUCCGCUGCUGGCAAUGGACAUAGUGGGGGUUGGAGUGCAAAUUGCAUAAAUCUUGCUAUUUGAGAUAUUAACCAACUAAAAUGUGAUGCCAGCAUAGAACUGCAUGUAGCAAAAAAAAAAAAAAUUAUACUUUUGGUUUCUACAGUAAAUUAUGUUUGUAUCAACUGAUCUGCCGAGAUGUAUGCAAAGGGAAAUCAUGAAUGUUUUGUUUAUACAUUUAAAAAAUAAGAAUCUCAUUGAAGUUAAAGAAGAAGCUGUUGCCUCCGCAAAGCUCUUUUUACUUUAAAUCUGCUGUUGGUUUUACAUGGAAAUAUGAAAACUUUAUAAAUUAAGUACUGAAGUUAUAUUUUACGUUAUUUGUAACCUCAACAAGUUAAAUAUUAAAAAUCAGACCAAUGAUGUUAAGUGUUUUGGCCAAAUCUGUUAUAGCUGUGAUUUUCAUUGGAUUUUUUAUGAGACCUCCGUCAAGUUUGUGAAUCCUGGCUGUUUUGCUUUGAACAAUUGCCUGCUGUGGUGGUGCUAUUGCGUCUUCUGAGGACUUUCUCCAGCAUGUGACUAUCUUUAACCUUUUAUAUCUGCUGUAUAACAUAAUUUGACAUAAAAGUAGAAUGGUUAAAGACCUACUACUUUUGCCUGAGUGUAUAGGGCAGCGAUGUUUUCAAUAAAACAUAAUAGGCAGGGAGAGAAUUUUCUUCACUAACGGACUGAUCUAGAAUUCACCAAAGUCUGUAGAAAAAGAAAGGCAAGUUUUCAUUGGCUUUUAAAUCAGGGUCUUAAUCUAGAGGUAAAGAGUGUAUCCAGAAGUAAGCAUUCCUGUUAAAGGAAAUGAAGCGAAUAAAGUUGGAUAGGUACAGCUGCACAAUCCUUCUACUUGUUUGAUGUGUAAGAUAAAAGUGGACCAAUUUAUGGCUAAGGCAUGGAGAACUCUUAACGGCACCAGUGUAUUAAACUAAUGACUGGGCCUUUAAUUUCGGACUGAAGGGGGCAGUGACAUAAACUUACUAGGAACUACAGUGACCUGAAUAAAGAUCUAGAAAAGUUGGGCAGAUGUGGAGGAAUGCGUGUACAUAUGACUGAAGCAUCUCAUAGUAAGUGAGCUUUGGCAACUGACAACAAAAGGCAAUAGGUGCAGAGUAGUGGAAGAAGACAAAUGUGUAGAGUUAUAUUUGAAUUCAGCCUAAAUCCAUGAGUCCUCCUGAAGUGCAGGGAUUUUGCAAGCUCUUCAUUAAAAAAAGGGCUGUCCAUUUUCCAAAUAAGUUUUUUAAAAAUAAGUUUUUAGAAAUGCUAGCAUUACCAUGGGAUAUUUCUGACCAAAAUCUGAAAGUUCAAAACACUGGUUCUGAAUUUUCACUGUCAUCUUCAUGUCUUUCAUUCUGCAGAAGUUCUCCACAAAUUGCAGUAAGCAUUUUAAUAGUUUUCAGUGUUCUUUCUGAGGGAGAAUAUUUAAUAUACCCAUUUUUCAAUCCCAGAGUUCUUUUUCACACAAAAUUUCAGGAAAAAGGGGAAAUAUCAGACUGAAUAAAUGAUAUCAAGUAAUUCCUUCUCUGAAAGAAUAAAUGGCUUGUGAAUGGAGGAGCAGCUGCAAAGGUGACAUGUCUCGAUUUUGGUAAGGGGCUUUGGGUAAAGGCUGCUUUUGACAUUGUGGUAGUCAAAGUAGAUAAGCAUCAUCUGAAUUGAUCUACCCCAGUGAUUUGUGCUGUUAGGGUUGUUGUUAGUAAUUCACUGUCACCUAGGAGGAUGCAACAAGUAGGGUUUUACCUAGAUCUGUUUAAUGCUGUUUGGUAUUCUUUAUAAAUUGUAUUGAAUUAUGCAAUAGAUUCUUCAUUUACAAACAAAAAUUACUGAUGAAAGUGUUUUGGAGGAAAGGAUUAGAACUAUAAAUUAUUUAAAUUAAUUGGAGAAAUUGUGAGGUAAGUAGGUAUCACUUCAUUAAGGGCAAUUAGUAAGUAUUACAUUCAAGUAAUAGCAGAUAGAGGAUGGAGGAUAACACAGUAGGUUUUGUAAUUCUGUGAAAAAGGACCUGCAGAUUCCAGUGAACAGCAAGCUAACCAUGGGUCAAUAAUGUCAUGUUUUUGUGAGAAAGCAAAUUACAUACUAGAGUGAAUAAAUAAGAGUGCACGUGGAAUAACCUUUUACUCUAAUUAGGCCUAAUAAGCUCUAAUUAGGUCUGGGCUGGAAUACUGUAUCCAGUUUUGGGCACCACACUUCCAAGAAGGCUGCAGGCGAAUUGGAAAGAGGCCAGCGGAGAGAGACAAGAAAGACGAGAGGGACAGACAACAUGAUUUUGUGUGUGAAAAAUGGAAGAGUUUGGUUUGUUUAGUCUGCAAGAGUGAAGACCAAAGGAGUAUUCACAUUUGUAAAAAGUUAUUGCAGAGGAGAGAGUAAAACAAAAACCCCUCAAGUCCUGUUCUCCAUAUUCGCUGUUCAUAAGACAAGUAGUUGGCUACCUUUAGCUUAGACAUUAGAGGAAAAAAAUCCUGAUGGUAACUUUGCAAAGCCCUGCAAUACAUUUCCGGAGAACAUUAUAAAAUCAUUUACGCAAGUUUUUAAGAAAAAGUUAAACAAAGAUGACUUUAAACAUUGGCGAUGUUUAAGGCACAGCUCAUCCUCUGGCAGAGGUGAACUAGAUGACUUCUUAUGAUCUCUUCUGGCCUUGCUAUCUCUGGGGAGUACAGGCCCCUGCAGGCCACGGGCACUCCUCCUCCUCCUCCUCCUCCAUUUCCGCAGUCAGUGGGAUUGCAUCUGCACACACUGGCUCUGAAUUGGGGCCCAGCCUACCGAAUGAGUUGUUACUGUGAAACAUUUACCAUCAUGUCUCAAGACAUGAACUUAAAGGUGCACAUUACGGCUAUCAGCAGCAGCUUAUUUGGUUUGUUGCACCUGUGGUUUUAAUCCAUGUAGGCUUUUAAUAGAAAUUCUAGUUUUAUGAAAUGAAAUUACUGAUCUUCUGCCUUUGCAGUUUUCUGAACUAAAGCUCUUCUGCUGUUUUAAUUUUUGUUACUGUUCUAUGUGUAGAAUCUCAAAAUAACAUCUGGGAAAUAAAAUGCCGAUUUUA